Molecule: messenger RNA, 1389 nt
Organism: Dryobates pubescens (Downy woodpecker)
Lineage: Eukaryota; Metazoa; Chordata; Aves; Piciformes; Picidae
Product: centrosomal protein kizuna
Exons: 8
Coding region: 607-1389 (260 amino acids)
Biological process (GO): spindle organization
Cellular component (GO): centrosome
Source: RefSeq, a predicted model, not a curated record
UCCCCAGUAGCUCCGGUCUGCAGCUCCUUGUUGCUGCUCUGAGCUGCUGAAGCAGAGGUGAAAGGCUCUGUAUCCUCUUACCAUUCCUUCCAGCUCCCAGCCCUUUCUUUAGGGGCUUAAACCCGGGGAGUGGCGGCUGAGGAGGGGGAGAGGGUCUCUGAGAAUUAGUGCAGAGAAAGAUGAUGACUGUUUUAAGGCCUGUGCUGAGGGGGGUGGAAAAAGGCAGAGCUUAUGCCUGUGCUGCUUCAGCUGCAUUGAAGAGGACUUAGCACAGAUGGAUUGUGCAUUACAAAAUGUAACACAUAAUUCAAGCUGUCAGCUUAAUCAGACUGUUUCCAGGAAGCAACCUGUAAAAGAGAAGGACCUCUUGUUUGCUGACCUCUGAUCCGUAGCCUGCUGCAGAUUGUCAUACAUUUUGUUUUUCUUUAUGUUGGUGUCCCUUCCUUCCCCUUCCCUUUUUAUUAUUGUAUCCCUCUCGAGUGGCACCCUGGAAGGACCACCCAGCAGGAGAAAAACAAUGGGAAAGGAGCCUGCCGCUAAAAUACAGGGCACAACGGGACGCUGGUGGGACCCUCCCUGGUGCUGCAAUUGAUCGAAGACGCUGCGAUGAGGAUGAGCCUCCAGCACCGGGCGUUGUACCACGAUGUGGAGACAAUGGGGACAGCGGAGCUGCUCAGCUUUUGUCAUCGAGCUGACAGCCUGAAAGAAGUUGACCUUGAAGCAUGCGAAGCAGUUGUCCUUCAUCAGCUGCGGGCUUUAUUGCAGAGCAGGCUGAAUGGACGCCUCCUACCUGAGGAAACACUUGAUGCUAAAGGUACAGCGGUGGAUGAAAAGCAAACCAGGCCAGUUCUCCUGUGGGACAUGGAUAUGUUGCAGAUUCAACUGAGCCACCAUGCCUUGUUCUUGAAAAAGCACCAGGUCCAGCUCUCAGAGGAAGUGGCAGGGAUGUUUGACAGUCUGCUGGUUUCCAGUGAGAUGGUGCAGGAUGACCAGGCUUUCCCAGUGUUGAGAGGUGUGCUUCCAGAAGAGCGUGGGGAUAGGUCAUCUCUUCAGAGUAAUGAAUCAUCUUACAGCUUGCCAGCGGUUCUGAACGACAGCGGGGAAAUCAAGCAGGCAAAACAUGUUCCUGGCGCUGGAGGAGAAGAAGUCGCAAGCUGGUGCGAAGAUGAGAGCGAGGAGGGAAGCGCGGUCGAAAAGAUUCCUAUUACAGGUGGGGAGAGUGAUGAUAACAGUUCCAAACCAAAAGCAAGCCAAGAAGAGCAUUCACAAACCAGUUCUUCAUCGAAGGAAAGAAGUCUUCCCUUCUCAAGGCCUGAAAUCAGAAGAAUGGAAACAGCCAUAAAAUCUAAAGGUAGGAAACCAAUGUUGUGCUCCUUAAAAAAUAAAUAA